AAGUAUAUUCAUCUAUUGAAACACCACCUCAUAACCAUGUCCAAGAUUGUCGAAGUACUCUUUAUGGUGUUGGUUACCAUGGCAAUAACCGUCACACUCACCCUCACCAUCACCUCAUCCAUCGGUGAAAAUGAUGAAAAGGCGUACACUGUAUCACCACAUGUGAAACCCUUUCCUAAUAGGGUCAGUCGUUUUUUAGCUGAAAACAAGAACCCAAGAGCUGCAGACCACUGCAAGAAAGACAAUGAGAUUUGCUACACCUUAGAAGGCGGCAGAAAUUCGACUUGCUGCAACAACAAGUGCAUGGAUUUGAGCGAGGAUAAGCACAACUGCGGAGCGUGCAAGAACAAGUGCAAGUUUACGAGCUCGUGUUGCAGAGGGGAGUGUGUGAACUUGGCUUAUGACAAGAGGCAUUGUGGGUCGUGCGGUAACAAGUGUAUGCCCGGUGGUUACUGCAUUUACGGCCUCUGCAAUUAUGCUUAA
Messenger RNA from Erigeron canadensis, 483 nucleotides. RefSeq names its product stigma-specific STIG1-like protein 2. Bases 37 to 483 code for a protein of 148 amino acids. The record is from RefSeq and is a predicted model, not a curated record. NCBI's taxonomy places the organism in Eukaryota, Viridiplantae, Streptophyta, Magnoliopsida, Asterales, Asteraceae. The transcript has a single exon.